Mobula hypostoma (lesser devil ray) is the source of this 1771-nucleotide messenger RNA. RefSeq lists its product as uncharacterized. The record is from RefSeq and is a predicted model, not a curated record. The transcript is spliced from 4 exons. NCBI's taxonomy places the organism in Eukaryota, Metazoa, Chordata, Chondrichthyes, Myliobatiformes, Myliobatidae. The coding region runs from base 116 to 1204 and encodes 362 amino acids.
AAAAGUAUCAAUUUCAGAUGUAAGCAUUAAUAAACCUAACACAGAAUUCAAAACGGAGAUCGCUGAAACGGCUGCUGAAGAUAAACCUUGUUUUGUGUAUCUUUACACAAGUUCAAUGCACCAGGAUGCUUAUGUUUGUCCAGAUGUUCCUUCAGUCAAGCAAAAAGAUAAAUUAGGGAACGUUGAGCAUGAACCAGCUCACACUGAAGAUGUAACAUCGCAAGUGACAGAAAAAGGCUCCCAUGCUAACCGCAAAUGUACGUCUUAUGAAUUCAACAGCAUUCCAAUUCUGACUCGGAAAAAACAAGCUCAGAUUUACAGAAGCAUGAACUGGCAAACAUCUGGUCGCAAGGGUCGAAAGACUGCUUGUAAAUCGGCAUCUUCUCCCAUUCAUCAUGCUCUUUCAUCAGAUAUGGCAAUGAUCCAGAAACCAAUCCAUCUGACUCACAAAACAGUCCCAAUUAAUUCUGAGGCAAUUUCUACCUAUGCUGAGCACUUUCCAGUCCUGCCCACUGACUUAUCAGUACUGGAUAAUUACAAGCAUAAUUUAAUUUUUCUGGAGAGAGAUUCAUCUCCCAUAGAAGUAGCACCAGCCGAUAAGGAAUUUCAUCAGAAUUCGCUGGCACAAAUUGUUGAUGCCACACCAGGUGACCAUAAAAAGCAUCUUGAGAAAUGUAAUUCCCAUGAAUGUUCCUCUGUCCUUGAAACUGGAAGAGUUAAAUGGAAGGUAUCAGGAAAAUUAUGUGAAAGUUUGCAGAACACUGUGAAAACAAAUGUGAAUGAGACACAUACAAAUGAGAUGGAAUAUGUAAAAGAAACUGGAGUUUAUGAAACUGCAAAUGAAGUGCAGGAUAUGGAAUCUUUAUCAAAGUCUUCCCAAAGCGAAAGGUGUUCUGAAAAUGAUUUUUCGCCACCAUCGGCUUACUGCAGUUGCAAAGAGACAUCAAACUUAGUGGAUGUACAAAUGUUACUUUCAGAAGCCCAGCAGGAAUUGCUUAACAUCAUGACUGAAGUUUUUCACAAGUUAUUUGUCCAGCUUGGUGAUCUGGAAUUCCAAGUUCAGGAUCUGGUAAAUCGCCUUGAAGACCUGACUGUUACUGUGAAUGAAAUACAUUCUGUAAUGAACAUCACUAAAACAGUUGAUUACAAGAAGAUAAAUCUCAAGGUUGUAUACUGUAUUAAUGCUUUGAGAAGAGUGGGAUAGAAACUGUCUUUGAACCUGGUGAAUCCGGCCUUCCUCAUGCAGCACAUUUAAGAAAAUAUAUAGAAGAUGAGCUGGGUAACUUUUAUUUCUGAUGGGAUUUAACUGUUGUAUAUGGUUACUGCCUGUGCUGUGUUUUGUCCUGUGAUAUGUAUCCUGCAUAUUAAAGGCUCCCGUGCAUUUGGCAUUAAACUGAGUAGUUUCCCAUCUUGUUGGUAGGCGACCUUUUUUCUCGUAUUUCUAUUCAAUUGGUUGGACCACAAUAAGUGCAGUUGUACAUUUUGUAGGUGUGGAUGAUUUCACACAUUUGCACAAUAAAUCAAUGAAGUCUCACACUACCAGGUUCAAGAUUAUCUACUUCCCUUCAACAAUUGAGCAAAAUUCUGUUCUGACCUCUAGAGGCACUGUUUGCUUUGGAUGAACAUCAUUUCCUUUACGGAAAUUUUUUUAAUAUCAGUUCCUGCACGUAAGAUUUCAUUAAGAAACCCUGAACGAAGGUAAUGGGGUGAUUUUUGAGAAGGUAUUUAGCUCACUGUAUAGCUUUAUAUAUCGGUAGAGUGAAAAGAUAAC